Messenger RNA from Procambarus clarkii (red swamp crayfish), 922 nucleotides. RefSeq names its product ribosomal protein S2 (gene RpS2). Gene Ontology annotation, molecular function: RNA binding; structural constituent of ribosome. Gene Ontology annotation, cellular component: ribosome; cytosolic small ribosomal subunit. The record is from RefSeq and is a predicted model, not a curated record. Gene Ontology annotation, biological process: translation. Lineage: Eukaryota; Metazoa; Arthropoda; Malacostraca; Decapoda; Cambaridae.
ACUGGUAAACAUGGUAGGUGAAUUCAGGGUCCGCUCUCGGACAUUCUUUCAUUCGUGACAAGUCCUCUACAAUGGCAGACUCCGGAUCUGGCCGUGGAGGCUUCAGAGGUGGCUUUGGCACCCGUGGACGAGGGCGUGGUCGUGGCCGUGGUCGCGGACGUGGCCGUGGACGUGGCAAGGAGAAUGAGAAAGAAUGGGUGCCCAUUACCAAGCUUGGAAGAUUAGUAAAGGAUGCAAAGAUUAGAAGUUUGGAGGAGAUUUAUCUUUUCUCCCUUCCCAUCAAGGAGUUUGAGAUCAUUGACUUUUUCCUUGGACCUAAGUUGAAGGAUGAGGUACUAAAGAUCAUGCCUGUCCAGAAACAAACACGUGCUGGACAGCGUACUCGCUUCAAGGCAUUUGUUGCCAUUGGAGACUUCGACGGACAUAUUGGUCUUGGUGUGAAAUGUAGCAAGGAAGUUGCCACUGCUAUUCGUGGUGCCAUUAUCUUGGCAAAGCUAUCUAUUGUCCCUGUUAGGCGAGGUUACUGGGGUAACAAGAUCGGCAAGCCCCACACUGUACCUUGUAAGGUGACUGGCAAAUGUGGUUCAGUUUUGGUGAGACUCAUCCCUGCUCCACGUGGUACUAGCAUUGUUGCAGCCUCUGUUCCCAAGAAGCUUCUGCAGAUGGCUGGUAUUGAAGAUUGCUAUACCAGUGCCCGAGGACAAACUGCUACCUUGGGUAACUUUGCCAAGGCCACGUAUGCUGCUAUUGCCAAGACCUACGCAUACCUCACUCCAGAUUUGUGGAAGGAGACUGUAUUUACAAAAUCUCCUUACCAAGAAUUCACCGAUUACCUGGCAAAAUAUCACAAGAUAAGCUCUGAACAGCGCCAGGAAACAAAACUGUAUUAAAGUUUUCCCGUAAAUAAAAGAUCGGUGUAAAA